AAUAUAUUGAAAACCCUAUUAUUUUCCUUCUUUCACAUAUCAGCGCUGCACCUCACUAGAGAGAUUGUGCACCUCCAUAGCCGGACCGGAAGGCCGCACAUCCAUUGCCGGAAGCCUGCAACGCCCUGCACCUCCAUUGCUCGAAGCUUGUGAAAAAGAAAGUGGUGCUUCUUUUUGUUGCAUCGUGCGUCGCGGCAGAGAGAGCUUGAACCAGAAGAAGAGGAAGAAGGUGUUGCGGCAGACACUAGAAAACGAUGAAUUCUUCGGAGAAAGAAAAAGAGGACGCUGAAAUUGACGCAGAAGAAAUUACAUCCAACGGCGAAAACGCGAAAGUAAAGAAAACAAAGAAGAAGAAGAAGAAAGUGGCGUCGAAGGACGCGGAGAAGCGCGGCGUGUGCUAUUUGAGCCGAAUCCCUCCUCACAUGGACCAUGUAAAGCUUCGCCACAUUCUCUCUCAGUUCGGUGAUAUCCAACGAAUUUUUCUCUCUCCUCAAGGUUCUGCUACCCAAGUGCCUUCUAAGCGGUCCCGUGGAUCCCGAGACCAAGAAUAUUCAGAAGGAUGGGUUGAAUUCGGUGAUAAAAGGGUUGCUAAGAGGGUUGCCAAUAUGUUAAAUGGUGAACAAAUAGGGGGGAGAAAGAGGUCAUCAUUCUACUAUGACCUUUGGAAUAUUAAGUACUUAAGUAAAUUCAAGUGGGAUGAUCUGACUGAAGAACUAGCCUUUAAGAAAGCUAUUCGGGAGCAAAAGCUGGCUGUAGAACUUUCUGCUGCCAAGAGAGAGAGGGAUUUCUAUCUAUCAAGAGUUGAUCAGUCACGGGCUUUGAAUGCUAUAGAGGAGCGGCUAAAGAAGUAAGGUGUAUCUAUUGUAUCUCCAUCCAAUCAGAACAAUGCAAUGUAGCCGAUACUCAUUUUUGGCUACUGUUUUUGGACCGUCAGAGGCAGACUAUUUUCUGAUUGAGGAUUUGAAGUCUGGCCUAUAUUUGGACCUAAUCUAACAAUGAGAGUUGCAGAUAAGUUAAAUAAAUCUGAUUUUGAGAACAGUAAAUUAAAUCAUCGGUAGCUUUGGAAUCUACUGUAAUUUUUUAAAUGUUGAUUUGUGUUAGGAACAGCGACUCAAACUGAUAAAGGGCCACCACUGUCACCACCACCAAGCCUAACUAAUAAUUUGUGUUUUUGCUUUUGUAAAAGGUAGAAGGGGUAGAAAGGGGAAUUUGGCUGGUAGUUAGUUUGCGGAGUGUGAUGUGUGUAUUUCUGUUGUAAGGAAUUAUGUACUGAUGAGAAGGCAUCUUUUUGGAGGAUCAUAAUUGGAAAAUUAGAGCAGGGAGUUUAUCUUGCUUGGGGGAUCCUUGACUCCCAUCCGCUCCCAUCUUUUGUUUCCUUUAUUUCCUGAUGUUUGUCAUCUUUUUGCAACUACCUCUGAUAUAGGCUGUUUCAGUUUGACUUGCAAUAUAAAUAGUAUACUUCUACGUUUCAAGGAACAAUUACUGAGUUUUAAUAAUUUGAGUUUUACUCCUUGUUGGUUAGACUAAAACGUGGAAAAUUCCUACCCCCUGGUGGUAUUUGAUACAGCUACCACGAAUUUCUGAUCCACUUUUGUUGUGGUCCAUUGCAUGUGCUUAGAUGUACAACUUGUUCCUAUAAGAAUUACCGAAGCUCCUUAAAAUUAGACUCACAUGAUUAGUAGCUGUGAUUGCCUUCUCUGAUUGCAGACCAUUUUUUUUUUGGGAUUAUCUAUGUAGAUAUACUUCUUACUUAAAGUCACAAAGAUUCUUUAACUAUCAUUUUUUCUUGUACUUGUUGUUGACAGUUAUAUGGUUUUCUUUUGUUUUGAUUUUUAACUCUGCCUUAAAUAAUUUGCUUCACAACUUUGCCAAUCAGAAAGUUAGUUCAAAGACACCUUCAGCUUUGUCUUUUCAUAUGUACUUUUUUUUUUUCAAAUUUCAAUGAAUAAUGUGUAUAUUGAACAAUC
Messenger RNA from Vigna unguiculata (cowpea), 1967 nucleotides. Its product is annotated as RNA-binding (RRM/RBD/RNP motifs) family protein. NCBI's taxonomy places the organism in Eukaryota, Viridiplantae, Streptophyta, Magnoliopsida, Fabales, Fabaceae. Gene Ontology annotation, biological process: small-subunit processome assembly; endonucleolytic cleavage to generate mature 5'-end of SSU-rRNA from (SSU-rRNA, 5.8S rRNA, LSU-rRNA); endonucleolytic cleavage in ITS1 to separate SSU-rRNA from 5.8S rRNA and LSU-rRNA from tricistronic rRNA transcript (SSU-rRNA, 5.8S rRNA, LSU-rRNA). Gene Ontology annotation, cellular component: nucleolus. Gene Ontology annotation, molecular function: RNA binding. The record is from RefSeq and is a predicted model, not a curated record.